GCUGCUGACGUCACCGUCUCCGUCCAGGGGCUUUGUUUGCCCGGAGCCGCUGCUGAGCGCCAGACCUGAGGAGAGGGGUCGGAGCCGAACCGAACCACUGCAUCUGAACCGGGCUGGAACCGACACCACCGCGACCGACAUGCCGUCCGACAGGCCCUUCAAGCAGCGCAGAACAUUCGCUGAUCGGUGCAAAGAGGUGCAGCAGAUCCGGGAGCAGCACCCCAACAAGAUCCCUGUGAUCAUUGAAAGGUAUAAAGGCGAGAAGCAGCUGCCCGUUCUGGACAAGACCAAGUUCCUGGUACCUGACCAUGUCAACAUGAGUGAGCUGGUCAAGAUCAUCAGGCGCCGGCUGCAGCUGAACCCCACCCAGGCCUUCUUCCUGCUGGUCAACCAGCACAGCAUGGUGUCCGUGGCCACGCCCAUCUCUGAGAUCUACGAGCAGGAGAAGGACGAGGACGGCUUCCUCUACAUGGUCUACGCCUCCCAGGAGACCUUUGGGUGCUAAGCAGCGAGGGGGCGGGGCCUCGGGAGAUCCUCUAGUGACGGGUGGACAGGUUAUUGUUGGGGUGUGCAGUUCAAGUUCCAGAAGCAAGUGCCCACCCCCCCACCGCCCCACCCGCCUCUUAGCGGUGUUUUAUUAUUCAGCUGCCCCCCCCAGCAUGAGAUCCCUCACACUCAUGGGGAGCGCCCCCUUCAGGUUGAUCAGAGAAACUGACCCCAGAGGAACCGCGUCUGCUGGUCACGGUUCUGCUUACAUGUCCUCCUGGAAUUCCCUCUUCUGUUCCAAAGCUGAAGAAAUCGUUUGAUUCUGGACUAGAAGAUGAUUAGACUCAGAGUUUAUCUGAUUCUUUAGUUUCAGCAGAGGAGGAGCUCUGAAGCCCCGCCAUGCGUUCAUCUGCAACAUAGACCAAUCAGGUUAAAGAGCAACACUAACCUGUCAAUUACCCAUAAUGCUUAGCUUUGCUCCCAGCAGCUCGUCAGGAGUUUUUGCUUCAGUUCUUUCAUGAUUGCUGCUGCGGCUGCUGAACGUCUCAGAAGGAAACGUCCCACCGCCCCGAGAGGACGUGGAGGGAGGCCGCCAUCGGGCCUGGAACACUUCAGAACCUCAUCAUACGGACUGGACUCUGUCGUCCUCAGACUGGCAGCAGAGGCGAGGCCCCGCCUCUUCCGGCGUUAGCUGCUCAGUAGCAGCGAGGCCCGGUCUCUUCCGGUGUCAGAGCUGCUCAGUAGCGGCGAGGCCCCGCCUCCUCUGGUGUCAGAGCUGCUCAGUAGUGGCGAGGCCCCGCCUCUUCCGGCGUCAGAGCUGCUCAGUAGAGGCGAGGCCCCGCCUCUUCCGCCGUCAGAGCUGCUCAGUAGCGCCGAGGCCCCGCCUCCUCUGGCAUCAGAGCUGCUCAGUAGAGGCGAGGCCCCGCCUCCUCUGGUGUCAGAGCUGCUCAGUAGCAGCGAGGCCCCGCCUCUUCCAGUGUCAGAGCUGCUCAGUAGAGGCGAGGCCCCGCCUCCUCUGGCAUCAGAGCUGCUCAGUAGCAGUGAGCAUUAGAAACAUCAUUGUAGAAACUAAAGAAGCUUCUUUUGCACACAAAUUAAAACAAAUAUGAAGAGUUUGUGGAGAUUCUUUAUUAAUGAACCUUUUUUAUUUAACCUGCUCGUCUGUUGUCCUCCUCUUCUGUCAGGUUUGAUGAAGUCUUGAGGUUUUGUUGUGGAGACGAUGCUCCUGCUGAGCGUGUCGUUCAGCUCCCUCUGCAGACAGCUGUACAUACCGGCAUCGCUGUCGCUUUCUUUGAAGCUGAUCAAUAAUAAAAAGUUGCCUUUG
Messenger RNA from Oryzias melastigma (Indian medaka), 1810 nucleotides. RefSeq names its product microtubule-associated protein 1 light chain 3 alpha (gene map1lc3a). NCBI's taxonomy places the organism in Eukaryota, Metazoa, Chordata, Actinopteri, Beloniformes, Adrianichthyidae. The transcript is spliced from 4 exons. The record is from RefSeq and is a predicted model, not a curated record. Gene Ontology annotation, cellular component: cytosol; autophagosome; autophagosome membrane. Bases 140 to 505 code for a protein of 121 amino acids. Gene Ontology annotation, biological process: cellular response to nitrogen starvation; macroautophagy; autophagosome assembly. Gene Ontology annotation, molecular function: ubiquitin protein ligase binding.